Molecule: messenger RNA, 1421 nt
Organism: Mytilinidion resinicola
Lineage: Eukaryota; Fungi; Ascomycota; Dothideomycetes; Mytilinidiales; Mytilinidiaceae
Exons: 2
Coding region: 183-1421 (412 amino acids)
Source: RefSeq, a predicted model, not a curated record
CGCAGAUUUCUCUACUAUAUAGACUGCAUACGCUGUGUAGGCAUAGAAGACACAGUUUCCUUCCCUGAAAGAAAACAUACUCACCACACCAAAACCUCCUCGUAGAAAUCCAACAACGAGCAGUACUCACGGAUACCAUCCAGUACCACGUCUCGAAGCACAGAAGCGACUCGAAGAUCACGAUGCAAAAUCAAUAUCAGUAUAACCAAGCUCCGCCUAGCUUACGCUGCGAAAGUAUGAAAGAAAUAGAGAGAGCCUCGCACCGUCUUGGAUGGGACGACACCGAACGCAUCCCCAAAACCGAGCUGCUGAGCGGCUUAAUCCAUCCACUAUUUCGGCGCGAGAAUUGGAGCUUCGGCAUCGAUGAAACCUCCUUAUUUGACGACAAAGGAUUCUGGAUCAGCUUGCUCGCUCUAAGUGUCGGGCCGGAUGAUGAGUAUGUGAAGUAUUACACUACCGAAGAGUCGCCAGAUGCUAAGGAUAAAGUCCAGGCCGUUUUUGAAGAGAUGACUGAGAAUAUGCACUUUACCUUCGGCACUACAUGUGCGGACAGCAAGAAAAUGGGGCCCUGGGGAGUCACGUAUGAUAACGCAGCAACCGCCAAAUUCACGAUGCUUACCUUCCCGGAGCAUCUCUCGAGGGUGACAAAGCCUUUCACGAUCAGGAGCCGCAAGAACAACUACACCACCCCGCUAGUGGCAUUACAUUUCCGAUAUCGGGAGCUGUUCUCAUGGACCGCGAUGGAGUUUUCAGAGCUGCCGGAAGGAGACAAGCUGAAGAAGCAGUUCAAAAUUGCUUGUACCCUCGUUCAUGAGACAGCUCAUGCUUUUGUCAAAACGGCGCGUGGGAAGGCGAGACCGGAACCGAAGGUUUUGAAAUUAGACACCGUAGCAGAGGUCGGACGAUCAUGGGAGGGAUAUUUAUUUGGUGCAUCGCCUGACAUCUUCUGCGAGUGGAACAGCAACGCGGCCAAAACUUCGGUCCUGGUAGCUCGAGAGAAUCGAGCAAAUGCCGAGUCUCCGAAUCACAAUGUCGCUCGAACGAUCUACAUCCCUUUGCCUUGGAUCAAGCGGUGGUUCCUCGAGAUUACUUGGGAUAACUUCCGAGAGCUGAGGGCUAACGGAGACUUAGACUUGAAAUCCCAAUUGCGAGAUCCCAUACUGGCGGAUUACAUGAUCCCUGGCCAUUACCCUGACAAGAAAUCCCAGGUCGUAGUCCUCGAGCACGGCAAAGAGGUCGCAGUUACCUCAGGUUGGCUAGAUGACUCAAGCUCGCGGAUUACUUGGAAGAAGAAUAAUGGAUGCUCAAGGUACGCCUACAAGGUCUGGCCGGACGGCACUCGAUUCAUCUUCCUUCAACAGAACACGCGGAUUUCACGGCGCGUGAUAAAGCUAGAUGGAUCCACGGAGGUGAUUUUCUAG